Messenger RNA from Paramuricea clavata, 508 nucleotides. Lineage: Eukaryota; Metazoa; Cnidaria; Anthozoa; Malacalcyonacea; Plexauridae. The record is from the annotation of a GenBank genome assembly.
CAGCAUGAAAUCGGUUUCUCUGGGGCUUUUGAUAAUUUGCUCGUGUACAAUUGCUUUUGCAAAACCCCGGCCGGUGCUGGAAGGCAAUUCCAAAAGGAUGGCGGGAGAUUGUAAACCUGGACUCUGGUGUAAACGGAAAGUGGCAGAACAACGACUGCUGCCACGUACAUUGGAAGAAAUACUCGGAAGACGGGAGGAAAACGCUUCACUACUGGAAGGAAAUCAAAUGGUUUCGCAAGAAACCUCGUUCGCACUCCAAGAUGAGGAGGAAAGUGCCCUAAUCCCGGACGAAAAUCCCAUGACAUCGCGGGAAGAAGAACCCCCACACCAAGAGAAACUCCUCCGAGUCAAGAGGAAAAUUCCCCAAUAGUCAAUAAUGUGAAGUGUAAAUGAUGUACAUAAUAAAAAUAAUGGAUAUUAUUUAACAUUACUUAGUUUUAAUAAUUUAUGUAUGUAAUAUGAAUGUAAAUUGUCCUGUACAGAUAUUUAGUUAAUUUUAAAAGUCCAG